CUGAACGUUCUUGUGAAUUGUCAUUUCUAGACAGUAAUCACAUCAUCGGUCGCGACUAGAGCAGACCUGGGGGAAAUCCAUUUACCGCAAACCCUGAACAUGGCUGCCACGGCCGAGUCCCGCGACCAGGUAGCCUUACGGGCCGUAAAGGCCGAGGCGAAGGAUGUUACAGCGGAGCUGCAGAACGUGCUCGCGGGCCUUCUGCGCAACCCCGAGGAUUUGUUUUUGCAAAACGUAAAAACCCGACUGGAAGGACACAAGGAGAAGCUUGAAUCGCGUCGCCAAACUCUUGAAAGCGUCAUUGCGGGCAAGGACAGCAACAGCGCCGCCCCGGCCGUGCGCGCUCUGCCCCCGCCGGCCGAGCUGAAUGCCGCAUACGAGCGGCGCGUGCAGCAGCACCCGCAGCCGCCCAAGCAGCUGCUGGCCCAGCAGCAGGGGCGAGGCGCCUCGUCGGCGCCCUCUUCCUCCUCCUCGGCGUUGCCAGCGCCUGCAGCGGACGCGGCGGACGUGCCCCUCCUCUUCAACUGGCGCAUUGACCGGCAGCUUGGCCUCGCAGCUGCUGCCGCCGCCAGCGCGAAGGCACGCAAGGCCGCCGCCAGCGCCGCAUCGGCGGCGGGCAGCAGCGGCGCCGACAACAGCGCAGCAGAUGUCCGCGCUGAUGCAGCGGCUGUGGCUGCAGGUGGGCUGCUCCUGCCGCAGCUGGCGCACCCCGUGCUUGCGCAUGUGCUGCGGCUGGUGGAGGGUGGCGAUGCAGCGGCCGGCGUCAGUGGCACGGGUGUGGCGGAGGAAGACGUGGUGGCGGCGGCGGAGCUGAUCGAGACGGUCUGCGGUUAUGGCCAGCAGACGGACGAGGUGCAGCUGGCGGCUGCGGUACAAGACGUGCUGUUGCCGUACCUCUUCGGUCCCUCCUUCGACCUCUCCAUCCCCGCCGGUACGGCAACAACAGCAACAACAACAAACGCAGCGGGAGAGACAGCGGCGGUGGGCUUCGUGCGGCACGCCACGACCAUCGCCCGCCCGCACCAUGCCUCUUCCUCAUCUCCGUUCAGCCCCCUCGCCACGCCACGCUGGGCGGUGGGGGAUGACGCCGCGCAGCCCUCCCACCUGUUCCUGCUUGCCGAGUUCCGCACGGGCCUGGGUGCCAGCGGCGGCAGCGGCUCGCCCACCGCGGACCCAGCCUUUGUGGGCGCCACACACUACCUCGACUUCUGGCAGCGGGCGCAGCAGCGGCGGCAGCAGCAGCCGCUGGGCCCGGCGGCGGGCCCGGCCGCCGGCAGCGGCGGCCUGCAGGCUGACGUGUGGGGCCUGCAGACCUACCGCCCCGCCCUCCUGUUGGAGGUGCUGGGGCCAAACCUGCGGCUGUCGGCUCUGUCCUGGACCGACCGCCCCGUGGUGACGCCGCUGACGCCGCUGCUGCCGCUGCUGCCGCUGCACGACCCCCAGCUCCUGCUGCACCAGCACGGCCCGGCCGCCGCCGCCGCCGCCGCCCCCAGUGACGACGACCGGCUGCUACUGCCGGUGGCUCGGCUGUUGUCGGGGCUGCGUUCCGGCCUGCGCUGGCUGGCAGCCCUGAACCACCGCGCCCGCAGCCAGCAGCAGCCCCUUACCGCCGCCAUCAGCGCUGAGCAGACCCAGCAGCAGGGUCCGGUGGCGGCGGCGGCAGCUGCCGCGCCGGUCAAGCGGCGGCGUGUCAAGACCGCCUCGGCCCCAGCCACAGCCGCUGCGGCUGAGGCGGCGCCAGUCGGCGGGUCGGAGGCGGAAGCAGGAGGAGCAGUGGCGGCGGUGCCCGCAGUUGUGGUCAGCAGCAGGGGCAGCAACUCCACCCCUGUGGCGCUGCCGUACCCCAUCCUGCUCAGCCGGCGCUACGACACGCGUGGCGCCGCGCCACCCCAGGCGCUUGGGCCGCGCACGUUCCUGCUCCACACCUCCACACCCCACGCCUCCGAGGCCGCCUCCAGCGGGGCGCCGGCGCGUGAUGUGGUGGUGCGGCUGGCCCGGGCCUACGACCUGGAGGCCCAUCGCGAGUGGGAAGCGCUGGGCCUGGCGCCGGCACUGCUCCGCAGCCGGCGGCUGCGCAGCGGCUGGCUGCUAGUCGAGUCCGAGCACCUGCCUGUGGCGCCAGCCGCCGCCGGCACCAGCAGUAGCCCUGAGGUGGCAGACGGCAGAAGAGCUUGGCAGCCGCUGCAAUCGCUGCUGGCGUCGUCGUCGUCGUCCGCAGCUGUUGACCAGCAGGUGGACUGGGCAGGCGCGCUGGCGGCGGUGAAGUCGGCGCUGCAGCGCGGCUCCGCAGGCGGCGGCCGUGCAGCCGCAGCAGCCGCGUCGCGAGCUGCAGAGGCGCUGGGGACGGACGUGACGGCGGCGGCGGCCGGCUGGCUGGUCCGGCGGGGCAGCGGGGCUGCGGCGUGGGAGGCGCAGCUGGUGGACUUCCGAGUGCCGGACGCCGCCAGCCGCCGCCGGCAGGGCCUGGCCGCCAGCCUCAAGGCCAUCGCCGAGCGCAAGCGGCUGCGCCUGCAGCAGCAGCUGGAGGCGGCAGCGGCCGAGCUGGCGGCGGCGGAGAGCGCCGCCGCCGAGGCCGCGGCCGUGGCUGCGGCCGCGGCCGAGCUGGCGGCCGCGGGGCCGUCAGCCGCCGUGAACCGGAAGCGCUCGGUGGGCCGGCCGGCCGGGAGCCGCGGCACAGUCGUCAGCGCCGCCAGUGGCCGCAGCACCAAGAGCAGGGAUGAGGCGGCUGCGGUCAAAGACAGCACCGCAGGAAGCACGGCAGCGGCCAAGCGCUCAACUGCACCGAAGAAUGCUGGCACGCGUGGGGCCGGCAGUAGCGGGACAACGACCAGCGGCGGUGCCAGCCGCAGCGGCAGCAGUAGCAGUAGUGCAGGCGCUGCUGUUGUCAAGGGCAGGAGCCGGCGCGGUACGCCUCCGCCGCCGGCUGCCAUGCUUCCCGCGCCGCACCACACAUGCGUGUCGGCUGUGACGCCGCCGGCUGCUUUCCACUUGCUGCGGCCGCGUGUGUGCGCGGGCCAGCGCUCCCCGCACCUCGGCGCACGGCUGCGCGUGCUGGGGUGGUGAUGAGUUCAGCAGUGGCGGGGUCGCCUGUGUUGGUAUUCUAGGGUCAGGCAACAGCCUGGGCAUAUGGUUCUGUGCAUGAGCCAUUGGGCCAUUGCAUGAUGGGGCCCAGUAUGGGGCCCAGCCAAGGGGCCAUGGGGCCCAGUAUGCUGCUGGUUGCAUGUGGGACUGGGCUUUUGGGGGCUGCUGUGGGAGUGUGGGUCGUGUCUGGCGUGUGAGCAUGCUGUCUCAGCCUGGGCUCAAUUGUCGGCGCGUUGUGCGUGUUGUGGCACUGCUGGCGGGAGGUUGACGCAUUGCUAAAAAGGAACGCAGGAUGCGUCUGGAUGCCGAGCUUGCUUUUCGGUUCGUCUCACACGGGGGGGGUGCCGCGGUAGCAGGUGUUGAUAAGGUGGCACAACACGUACCACAUGCCGUUCAUUUGCUUAUCCGUACAUCACAUACGUACUGUACCGUAAUAGCACGGCGUGUCACCAUUCCGUAACUAAGACCGUCAAGGAGGUUUUCUCAAGACACUUUGGC
This is a messenger RNA of Chlamydomonas reinhardtii, 3579 nucleotides long. RefSeq lists its product as uncharacterized. The record is from RefSeq and is a predicted model, not a curated record. Lineage: Eukaryota; Viridiplantae; Chlorophyta; Chlorophyceae; Chlamydomonadales; Chlamydomonadaceae. The coding region runs from base 100 to 3063 and encodes 987 amino acids. The transcript has 6 exons.